Messenger RNA from Gasterosteus aculeatus aculeatus (three-spined stickleback), 4426 nucleotides. Its product is annotated as LIM and calponin homology domains-containing protein 1. The record is from RefSeq and is a predicted model, not a curated record. Gene Ontology annotation, cellular component: stress fiber. Gene Ontology annotation, biological process: regulation of focal adhesion assembly; positive regulation of stress fiber assembly. Lineage: Eukaryota; Metazoa; Chordata; Actinopteri; Perciformes; Gasterosteidae. Gene Ontology annotation, molecular function: myosin II head/neck binding.
ACUCCAACAGGAGCGACACCGGAAGGCAGCAACUGGUCCGCCGGUGCUGCUGCUGCUGCACCACCACCACCACCAACACCACCACCACCACCACCCACAACCCGGCGGAGGGGAACCGGCUGACCGACACGUUGCGCGUCUGAUUCCGGGAGGAAUACGGCGGCACCGAGCUGCUUCCCACCGCCGUCGACCAACCGAAGCUUCAGCACUUGGAGAGCGGAGCCUCUUCGCCGAUGGCCAGUCCGGUCGCAGACGGCGGGGACUCGCAUCAGCAUCCCGCGGGCGCAGCGGCGGCCGCUGCCUGCGCGUUCCGGGAGGCGCGGGAGUGGAUCGAGGCCGUCACUGGAAGGUGCUUCGGUGACAAGGACUUCAGGGGAGGUUUGGAGAACGGCAUUCUGCUGUGCGAGUUGCUGAGCUCUAUUAAACCCGGCCUGGUGAAGAAAAUUAACAGGCUCCCAACACCCAUCGCUGGCCUGGACAACCUCAGUGUGUUUCUGUGCGGCUGUGAGGAGUUGGGACUGAAAGGCUCCCAACUGUUUGACCCUGGAGACCUGCAGGACACGUCGACGCGCCCCACCGCCACGGGAAGUGACUGCAGCCGCAGGAUCAAGAAUGUUGUAAUCACCAUCUACUGGUUGGGUCGUGCUGCCAACGGCUGUGCCUCCUACAACGGUCCCACGCUGGACCUGAAGGAGUUUGAGGGCCUGCUGUCACAGAUGCGAAAGGAGGCGGAGGAGGAGGCGGAGAGCCCCGUGCGCAGCGUCCGGGACAGCGGCUACGUCGACUGCUGGGACUCCGAGCGCAGCGACUCCCUCUCCCCGCCGCGGCACGGCCGCGAGGACUCCUUCGACAGCCUGGACUCCUUCGGCUCGCGCUCACGACAGACCCCGUCGCCGGACGUCCCGGUCCCCCGCGGCGGCAGCGAUGGCCGCGGCAGCGACUCCGAGUCGGACGGCCCCGCCCACCGGAAGACGCCGGACGUGCGCAAGGACGACAUGUUGGCGCGGCGAACGUCGGUCAGCGAGCCGCGGACCGCCGUGCCCUUCAACCAGUACCUGCCCAACAGGAGCAACCAGAGCGGCUACGUGCCGGCGCCGCUCCGCAAGAGGACGGCCGAUAAAGAGGAGGGCGCGCGCAAGAGCUGGAGCACCGCCACCUCGCCUGUAGGGGGGGACGGGCCUUUCAGCACUCCAGCUCGCUCGUGCUCAGAGGAACUCUUCCACCAUUCGAGCGCCGCGACGGCCGCCGCGAGCCCCGCCGUCGCCCGCGAGAAACGUCCGCCGGCGGCGCCCGCGAGGGAGGGAGCCGGCGGCGUCCCGUCAGCCGCAGGGCGAGAGGAGAAGCGGCCCCGCCAAGCGCUGACCCCUCCCAAACGCCUCGCCACCCCGAGCCCCCCGCGCCUCCUUCCCGUGCCCGACGCCACGGCAGCCGCGGCGGAAACGGGCCGACGGAAGGGGAGGGCGCUGAGCGAAAGCGACGACCCGCAAAGAGGAAACCCCUGGUUGGACAGCGGCCUUCCGGCAACAAGUGUGAGUAUGAUGGACAUGCGAGGAGAGGAGGAGGCGGCGCUGCAGCCUCACAGUCAGGUGCGUCAUGAGCUGAUGCACGACCAGUACAACAGGAUGAAGGAGGACGACGACCACUGGCAGGACGACCUGGCCCGGUGGAAGAAUCGGAGGAAGAGCAUCUCCCAGGACCUGAUCAAGAAGGAGGAGGAGAGGAAGAUGAUGGAGCAGUUGAUGACUGGGGGAACAUGUACCUCCCAGAGGAGGAGAAGCAUCAAGACCUACCGAGAGAUAGUGGAGGAAAAGGAGCGCCGUGAGGGUGAGCUGCGCGACGCGUACCGGAGAGCCAGAACCCAGGAGGAGGCCUCGCUCAUCCUGCAGCGCUACGCCCAGCGCUUCUCCAUCAGCGAAACCGCCCUGGAGCGCCUCCAGCUGCCCAAGCUCCUGGACCGCAGCGUGUCGGCUGACCCCUCCGUCCCGCCGUGCGCCUCCCCGACGGCCCCGGACCCCUUCGACGCCGACGGGCCCAUGAAGUACCUGCGCCAGCAGUCCGCCCCGGCCCCCAAGUUCACGUCCACGCUGGAGGCGCGGAUCGAGGAGUUUCCCAGCGGGCCCCCGCACCAGCGGCCCCAGAUCCGCUCGCGCUCCUCAGAGCCGCCGUCCAACAGAGCCCUGUCGCCCAAACCGCUGCCGUUGCUGACGCCCAAGCCUUACUUCCAGCCCACGGCCGGCGAGCCGCGGCCCAGCCAGGCGGCUGGUUUGCUCCGAGUCAACGGCGACGCUGGAAGUGACGACGCGGCGAGAGCGAGUCGAGGACGGGAGUCUCCCCCCGACUUCCCCCAGGCGUCCCCUUCCAAAAGCCCCUCGUCCGCAGCCCCCCCACCGACGCGCCGUCCGCUCCUCUCGACCGCAGGAGCAAACCCCGUGUCGACAGAGGAGGCCCGAGGCGGCUCAGAAGCGACUGCUAAGGACGUCCCGGGAGGACGAGUCCUCCUCAUUCAACAUUCAACGCCCCCCGGCCGGCCCACCUCGCUCCCGUCGGAGCUGCAGAAGCCAGGAGGAAGCCUCGGGGGGACCGGAAGUCGGUCGGUAGCGGCUCCAGAGGAGGAGAGGUCCAACGCUGCAGAAGCCCGUCCCUCCAGCGUUGUCCGAUCGGGAGUCGCCACGGAGCAAAAUCAGCCGGUGACUUUACAGGAAAGUGUCCCCAGGUCCCAGGACUGUUCACUGAGAAGAGAGAAGGUCCCGAGCUUAGCUUCUCCAGGAUCGUUUGAACGCGCCCCCCCCAGGGACACGGCAGCAGAGUUUGCAAACAGUGUCAGGUCUCCGCUGGCCACCAGCAACCCUAAGUUACGGCGGGAGUUCUUCGUGCCGGCAGAGGAGGAGGAUUAUAAGGAUCGUCGAGGAAACGUGUCAGUCCCGGUGUUGCCCCAGGCCAGGCGGGGUGACCGCUGGUCUUGGGACCCGGACGGGGAGCGAAUGCGUCAGGAAAGGUGGCAGCAAGAGCAGGAGCGCAUGCUGCAGGAGAAGUACCGGCGCGAGCAGGAGAAGCUGAAGGAGGAGUGGGAGAAAGCCCAGAGGGAGGUGGCGGCGGAGGAGAGGAAGUACCACGAGGAGGAGCGCAGGAUACUGGAGGAAACCGUGGCGCCUCUGACUCCCCGCCCCUCGGCCCUGCCCUCCCCCGGCCUGGGAGGCGUCUCCUGCGCCCCGGAGCCCCGGGACCCCGUCGUCCGCUCGCUGGCCGACUGGGAACGCAAGCAGGAGCUGCUGGAGAGGCACACGAGGGGGAGCUCAGAGGGCGCGGAAUGGAAACGCAGAGACAACGACAGGACCAGUGACAUCAGCGCCGCCGACGACGGCAUGGAAACGGCCAGAAGCUCGGUGAGUCGGAGCAGCAGCAGCAGCCAGCCGGAGACGCUCGGUCACGCUCUGCAGAACGGACAGAAACGUCCCGCCGCGUCGACACCGGAGCAAGGAGAGGCGUCAGCGGGCAGCGACAAGCCCGACCGGCCCGCAGGAGACAGGAGGAGUGGUCCCAUCGAUAGUAAUAUGUGCCGCAGCUCAUCGAAAAAGCCUGCGGCAUGUCCACCGCCUCCAGACACGGCACCCAACAGGUCAGUCAGUGGGAAGAAGCUGUGCUCCAGCUGUGGGCAGCCUUUGGGGAAGGGGGCGGCCAUGAUCAUAGAGACCCUCGGGCUUUACUUCCACAUCCACUGCUUCAAGUGCGGUGUGUGUCACGGACAGUUGGGCGACACGACUACGGGGACGGACGUCCGGAUCAGAAACGGCCUCCUCAACUGCCACCAGUGCUACAUCCGCUCCCGCUCGGCCGGACAGCCAACCACGUUGUGACGCUCGACAGAAAAGCACGCGCUUCGUGGAAGGAACUGCAUUGUUUUAAACCCAUUGCCUGCAAAUCAUGUCCUGCACAGCGUGGAGGGACCUUUGCAUCCUCUGCAGCUCGGUAACCAAUGAAGAUUCAUCACGGGGGUCUGGGGACAGUCGAACAGAUUAAAAUAUAUAUAUAUAUAUAUAUAUAUAUAUAUAUAUAUAUUUCCUUUUUUUGGAUAGGAGCAGGUUGCUCCUAUGUGUGUAUGUAAAUAUAUUCUUUGUGUGUAUGUCAUCCAUUAUGUGAGUGGAAUCUGGAUUUGAUUGGUCCACGUACAACCACAGACUCAUGCAUGUUCCUUCAUGCAAAAGGGAGCGAGAGAGACAGAAGGAGAGGGAGGGAGAGAGAGAGAGAGAGAGAGCGAGAGGGAGAGAGAGAGAGAGACUUGUUCUCCGGUGGCGGCCAUGUUAAAAAAUAAAAUGCCACGCUUCAAACACAGGUUGAUGUUAAGGCAGUGAACAAAGAGAAAAUAUGGGGUUCCAGUCUUUGGUUAAGUUAAAGCAGAUUCUAUUUUUCCGGGUUGAAAUCCCGUUCU